Molecule: messenger RNA, 2138 nt
Organism: Oryzias latipes (Japanese medaka)
Lineage: Eukaryota; Metazoa; Chordata; Actinopteri; Beloniformes; Adrianichthyidae
Gene: xrcc6
Product: X-ray repair cross complementing 6
Biological process (GO): double-strand break repair via nonhomologous end joining; telomere maintenance
Cellular component (GO): nucleus; Ku70:Ku80 complex
Molecular function (GO): DNA helicase activity; telomeric repeat DNA binding; damaged DNA binding
Source: RefSeq, a predicted model, not a curated record
GUGCUCGCUCACGUACCCAAAACGCGGCAGUCAUUGAAACUAGCCAGGAUUUCCAAGCAGCAACAGAAAAAUAUCGGAAGCUGUAAACAAAUGGCCGAGUGGAAUACAUACUACCGGAAUGAAGAUGAGGAGGAGGAUCAAGAAGAAGAGGAGCAAGCUGGAGGAGACUAUAAAGCCACAGGAAGAGACAGUCUGGUCUUCCUGGUUGAUGCUUCCAAAGAAAUGUUUAUCAAGGGCGAAGAUGGAGAUCCCUCCAACUUUGACAUGACCAUGCAGGUCGUGCGCAGCGUUUACACCAGUAAAAUCAUCAGCAGCUACAGGGACCUGGUGGCUUUGGUUUUUUACGGCACAAAGGAGAGCAAAAACCCCAGGAACUCCUUCAAACAUGUUUACGUGUACCAUGACCUGGAUGAACCUGGCGCGCAGCGGGUCCAGGAGGUCGACGCUCUGAGGGGGGAUAAAGGGGCCCAGCUCGCUGCAAAGACGUUGGGCAGUGGGGAGGCGUCGUUAGGCGAUGCCCUGUGGUGCUGCGCCAACCUCUACAGCGACAUCAAGCUCCGCCUCUCCCACAAGCGGCUGAUGAUUUUCACCUGCAGGGAUGAACCGCACUGGGGCGACAGCGCCAAGGACCGCCAAGCGCGCACCAAGGCCAGCGACCUGAAAGAAACUGGGGUGGUCAUUGAUUUGAUGCACCUGUUGAAGCCGGGCGGCUUUGAUGUCUCUGCCUUCUUCUGUGACAUCAUAAGUCCGCCGGAGGACGAGGAGGAGCUGGGGCUGCAGAUGGAGCCUUGUGGCAAACUGGAGGACCUCAGGAAAAGGGUUCGGGCAAAAGAGCUGAAGAAAAGAACCCUGGCGAGGUUAAGCUUGAGUCUUGGCGAGGGUGUGAACGUAGCCGUGGGACUUUAUGCAACAGCGGUGUCGGCUCGGAAGCCGCCUCCUGUCAGGCUUUACAGAGAAACCAACGAACCGGUCCGCAGCAAAACCCGGACCUUUCACACGCAGACGGGCAGUCUGCUGCUCCCCAGUGACAUCAAGAAAGCCCAGGUUUACGCCAAGAAGCAGAUUGUGAUGGAGAGAGACGAGGUGGAUGCCAUCAAGAAGUUUGACGAUCCCGGAUUGGUUCUGAUCGGGUUUAAACCCAUGGAGAAGCUCAAGCUGCAUCACCACAUCCGGCCUUCUGUCUUCCUCUAUCCCGAGGAAGAGGAGGUCAAAGGCAGCGCCUGUCUGUUCACUGCCUUGCUGAAGAGAUGCAGCGACAGGAGCGUGUUCGCUCUGUGCCGCUGCAUCCCCCGCAGAAACUUCCCUCCUCGCUUUGUGGCUCUGGUGCCUCAGAAGGAGGAGGUGGACGAGGCGAACGCACAGAUUUCACCUGCAGGUUUUAACGUCAUCUAUCUGCCGUUCGCUGACGACUUCAGGACUCUGGAUCUUCCUCGAUGUCCGUACGCCUCACAGAUGCAGGUCAACAAGAUGAAGGAGAUCAUCUCAAAGCUGCGCUUCAAAUACAGGAGCGACGCCUUCGAGAACCCGGUCAUUCAGAAGCACUUCAGGAACCUGGAGGCCUUGGCUCUGGACAUGGUGGCUCCAGAGGAAAUAGAGGACCUCAUCAUGCCAAAGGUGGAGCAGAUUGACCAACGCCUGGGUCCUCUGGUCCAGGAGUUCAAAGACCUGGUCUACCCUGCAGAUUAUAAUCCAGAAACAAAACCAGCCGCUAAACGGAAAACAGCCGAUGCUGGAGCCGGAGCGUCCGAGAAAAAGCCCAAAGUGGAGCUAACGGAAGACGAGCUGAGGGCCCACGUGCUGAACGGCACUCUGGGAAAGCUGACCGUGCCCGUGCUGAAGGACGCCUGCAAGCAGUUCGGGGUUCGAACCACCGUCACCAAGAAGCAGGAGCUGAUGGACGUGCUGACGUCUCGACUGGGUUCGUGAGGAGCCGCGAUCCCGCCGCCUUGAACCGUCACGCCAAAGUCCUGCGUCUGGGAGGAACUCAGAUUUGUUAAAAGCAUGUAGUGUUUGUCUGGAAUCAGAAAACAAUGUUUCCUUGUUGUAUAAAAAUGUUUCUGUCUUAGAGAGCCCUUCAAAGUAAGAGCAUGUGAACUUCUCCUUGUGGUUCCAUAAUAAAGCGUGUUCAGUAGAAGCUG